Messenger RNA from Cladophialophora psammophila CBS 110553, 1377 nucleotides. RefSeq lists its product as uncharacterized. The transcript has a single exon. Bases 1 to 1377 code for a protein of 458 amino acids. Gene Ontology annotation, molecular function: N-acetylglucosamine-6-phosphate deacetylase activity. The record is from RefSeq and is a predicted model, not a curated record. Gene Ontology annotation, biological process: N-acetylglucosamine catabolic process. NCBI's taxonomy places the organism in Eukaryota, Fungi, Ascomycota, Eurotiomycetes, Chaetothyriales, Herpotrichiellaceae.
AUGUCGACGUCAUAUCCCCGUGUUGUUCGAUUCACCAACGGCUAUCUUCUCAAAGAUGGGGAAUUGGUGCCCGGGGAUCUUUGGGUGUCGUCCGAAACAGGGCGCAUCAUGAGUCCCCAGUCGGCCUUCUAUUCCUCACACCUGAGACCCGACAGAACAGUCGAUCUUCGAGGCAGGAUCCUGUCUGCCGGCUUCAUCGAUGUCCAGAUCAAUGGUUCCCACAAUUUCGACUUCUCAACACCCGACCCAGACUUCGCCUCCAAGUUGACUCACACUACCCAGCAGAUGAUCAAGACGGGCCUUACCUCAUUUGUCCCGACCGUCAUCAGCACAACGCCAGAGAGUUAUCAUGCUGUGCUUCCUCAUCUCGGUCCCUCUGGGAAGACUCGUGACGCCAGUAAAGGCUCGGAGAGUCUCGGCGCACACAUCGAAGGGCCCUUUCUCUCCCCGGUGAGAAAUGGAAUCCACAACAAGGAGGUCUUGCGGGAAGCGCAUUCUUGGGCCGACAUCGAGGAAUGCUACGGUGCAGAAAAUCUUCACAAUGUCAGAUACAUCACUGCUGCUCCGGAAAGGGGACACAUGAUGAGCCUAAUCCCUGAAUUUGUCGGCCGCGGCAUCGUCUUUUCCGUGGGUCACUCUGAUGCCACGUUUGAACAGGCGCAGUCUGCCAUGGCGGCGGGGGCGUCCAUGGUCACACAUCUUUUCAACGCCAUGCGUCCUUUCGGACAUCGGGAUCCUGGUAUUUUCGGUCUUCUGGGACAAUCGGCCCCUUCAACCCCAGUGGCCACGCCCAAGACCAGCCGCCCGGCAAGUCCAUCAGGAUCGCCACAAGGCUCUCCACAAUCGUCGAGAAGGUCCACCCCUCGUUCCAGCCUCAGCAUCAGCACCUCUAUGUCGGAAUUGGAAGAAGCGGCAGCGCGAUACAGGCAGCCCUAUUUUGGCCUCAUCGCCGAUGGCAUCCACCUGUCGGCGCAGACCCUCAAAAUUGCCUAUUCUGCUCACCCGGAAGGCGCAAUCCUUGUCACCGAUGCACAGAAGUUUGCCGGAUGUCCCGACGGAGCCUACGAGUGGCGAGGAGAAGACCGCUUCAUCAAGGAAGGCAAGCUGCUCAAGCUGGAGAGCAACGGACGUAUCGCCGGCAGCGUGGUUGACUUGAUCGACUGCGUGAACAACUUCAAGCGAUGGACCGGUUGCGGAACGGCGAAAGCGUUGGAAUGCGUGACUAGCACCCCGGCUAAGAUGCUGGGCAAGGACGUCGAGAAGACCAAGGGCCGACUUGAAGUGGGCAUGGACGCGGAUCUGGUGGUGCUGGAGGAGGGUCUCGAGGGAGAUCUGACUGUGCAGCAGGUCUGGAAGUUCGGACUCCAGGUGGUCUAA